AUGAUUGUGGAGGAACCUUACCACAGACCAACAUGCUCUUCUCGAAAUUUAAGCACCAAAUCAUUGAUCCUGCAACAGCAUCUUAGCCACAACAUGGACCAUCAUACUUCUGUUUGCAAUUGGGUUGGUGUCUCUUGCGCAUCUAGCAUAGGAGAGUCCAACACUUUGAAUCUUACCAACAUGAAUCUUACGGGAACUGUCCUCCACAAUUGGGAAAUCUCUCGUUUUUAUCUAUCUGGUAGCUUACCAGAAAAUAUAUGUCGCCAUUUUCCCAAUCUUGAGGUACUUUACUUGACCUCAAAUGAGUUUUUUGGUCAAAUUCCAUCUAGUAUAGAUGAAUGCAGGUGUCUUCAAAAUUUGUCAUUAAGUAUCAAUAGAUUCAGUGGCAACAUUCCAAGGAGUAUUGGAAAUUUAACGAGGCUCAGAAUGCUAUACUUGGGUGGAAAUAAUUUGGAAGGUGAGAUCCCUUCUGAAAUUGGAAAUCUUUUGAGCUUGGAGAUAUUUGCUGCCCAAAAUAUGAGCCUUGUUGGUCCAAUGCCAGCUUCCAUCCUGAACCUUUCUUCCUUGAAAGAAAUUUAUCUCUAUAACAAUAGUAUCUCUGGCAGUAUUCCCUCAAAUAUUGGUGCUUGCAGCAAUCUUCAAAAGUUAUCAUUAUCUUUUAAUCGGUUCAAUGGAUUCAUUCCAAGAAGUAUAGGAAAUUUAACCAAACUUGAGGAGAUAUAUCUAGGAGAUAAUGAUGUAGAAGGUAAGCUUUUGCAUUUGAUUAUUUAGAUUUCAAUUGAUUGAUAUUUAUUACUAUUUAUAUUAGAAAAAGAAUAAAAAGAAAU
Messenger RNA from Durio zibethinus, 827 nucleotides. Lineage: Eukaryota; Viridiplantae; Streptophyta; Magnoliopsida; Malvales; Malvaceae. The record is from RefSeq and is a predicted model, not a curated record.